Messenger RNA from Pogoniulus pusillus (Red-fronted tinkerbird), 2561 nucleotides. RefSeq names its product cholinergic receptor nicotinic alpha 3 subunit (gene CHRNA3). Gene Ontology annotation, cellular component: neuron projection; synapse; postsynaptic membrane. The coding region runs from base 89 to 1579 and encodes 496 amino acids. Lineage: Eukaryota; Metazoa; Chordata; Aves; Piciformes; Lybiidae. The record is from RefSeq and is a predicted model, not a curated record. Gene Ontology annotation, molecular function: transmembrane signaling receptor activity; acetylcholine-gated monoatomic cation-selective channel activity. The transcript has 6 exons. Gene Ontology annotation, biological process: signal transduction; nervous system process; chemical synaptic transmission.
AGCUCUCUGCACUUCCCAUGCUCGCACAAUCCUGGCAGCUAGGCUCAUCUCCAACAGCCUCUGUCGACAGACAGUAAUUCAUAACACCAUGGAGAGCACGCACUCUCUCCUUCUGGCUGCUGCUGUUUGCUUUCUCUGUCAAGGCUGCGGCGGCUCCGAGGCUGAGCACCGGCUCUACGAGGCCCUCUUCCAGAGCUACAACCGGUUCGUCCGUCCCGUCAAGAACGUCUCGGAUCCUGUCAUCAUUCAGUUCGAAGUGUCCAUGUCCCAGCUGGUGAAGGUGGAUGAAGUCAACCAGAUCAUGGAAACCAACUUGUGGCUGAAGCACAUAUGGAACGAUUACAAGCUUCGGUGGAAUCCAGUGGACUAUGGAGGAGCUGAAUUCAUUCGAGUACCAUCUGGCCAGAUCUGGAAGCCAGAUAUUGUUUUAUAUAACAAUGCAGUUGGGGAUUUCCAGGUUGAUGACAAGACAAAGGCCCUCGUUAAAUACACGGGUGAUGUAACUUGGAUACCUCCAGCUAUAUUUAAGAGCUCAUGUAAAAUAGAUGUAACCUACUUCCCCUUUGACUAUCAGAACUGCACCAUGAAGUUUGGUUCCUGGUCUUAUGAUAAAGCCAAAAUUGACUUAGUUUUAAUUGGCUCUACAAUGAACCUGAAAGAUUACUGGGAGAGUGGAGAAUGGGCUAUUAUUAAAGCUCCUGGAUACAAACAUGAUAUCAAAUACAACUGCUGUGAAGAGAUCUAUCCAGACAUCACAUAUUCCCUUUACAUUAGGCGUUUACCUUUGUUUUACACUAUCAAUAUGAUUAUUCCAUGUCUGCUGAUUUCUUUCCUGACUGUGCUGGUUUUCUAUUUGCCUUCAGACUGUGGUGAGAAGGUGACACUCUGCAUAUCAGUCCUUCUAUCCUUAACAGUGUUCCUUCUUGUUAUCACAGAAACUAUACCUUCUACUUCCCUGGUAAUUCCACUUAUUGGGGAAUACCUGCUUUUCACCAUGAUAUUUGUAACUCUUUCUAUUGUCAUUACAGUAUUUGUGCUUAAUGUGCACUACAGAACACCCAAGACUCACACAAUGCCUGUGUGGGUCAGAACCAUUUUCUUGAACUUACUUCCCAGGAUCAUGUUUAUGACAAGGCCUGCCAGUGAUGAAGAGAAUAAUGAGAAACCAAAACCGAUUUUCACUUCCGAGUUUUCAAAUGUAAAUUGCCUCAACAGCUCUGAAACCAAAUGCUGCAAAGAAGGCUUUGUGUGUCAAGAUUCGGCGUGCAGCUGCUGUCAGUAUCAGAGAAUGAAGUUCCCCAAUGUCAGUGGCAAUCUUACAAGAAGUUCAAGCUCUGAGUCUGUAGAUCCUCUGUUUACAUUUUCAGUUCUGUCACCAGAAAUGAGAGAUGCUAUUGAAAGUGUUAAAUACAUUGCAGAAAACAUGAAAAUGCAGAAUGAAGCAAAAGAGAUUCAGGAUGACUGGAAAUACGUUGCCAUGGUAAUUGAUCGUAUUUUCCUAUGGGUUUUCAUCCUGGUAUGCAUUCUAGGAACUGCAGGAUUGUUUUUACAGCCUUUGAUGGCCGGAGAUGAAAUGUAACAAUGAAAUGGUACGUUGUGAAAUCCAAUAAAACUUUUGCCAACCAACUCUACACCCCUACCCUAACAUCUGGUGUCUCUUCUAUGUCUAGUAGAACAAGGAUCUCUCUUGGCCUCAACUUUGCCUAACCAAAGGCUUUGUUAAGAGUGUGAAAACUUGGGAAAAAAUAUUUUGAACCAUUAUGACAGCUAAUCUUGAAGUAAUUUGAGCUAUGCUUGACAGCCACUUUUUGCAAUGGAAUUAAACUCUACAGGAAUGGUUUAAGAAGGGGUUGAUAAAGAAACUGAAAAUUACAUGAAUGUGGAGAACAUCAAGACAGACUGAAUACUGUGGGCUAGUGGAUUUGCUUCCUCAUGUCUGGUGCCAAGUCUCUUCAGACCAUGACAGGCAAGGAAGUUUAUACUGAGUUUCAUGAAUGUGUUUUAAGGAUCAAGAAGCACACACACCAAGUCGUUAGAAUGUAGACAUUGCCACCUGGUGUAAAAAUUAACUCAAAUAGUGGGAGGAAAGGACUAUGGGCAAGUCUAUUAAAAAGCAAGAACAAAUAAGUAAUAGACAUAACUUAAACCCUGUGCAUCCCCAUUUUUCUAUGUAUGAAGAGACUGUCAGAAAAAAAGCAAGCUUUUCAAACCUAACACUGUUUAAAACUGUGCAGAAGUAAAACACUAAGAUGCAGUCUGCAAAUUAUGAGAAGGAUCAAAACAAUUUGAUAAGAAAGUUUGGAUACAGAAGCAUUCUGCUAUAGCAAAGUGUUUUUUGACAAGGAGAGGAGGCAAGUAGAUACAAAACAGUCCUGUAAAGUAUGCUAAAAUUGCUGCUUGGGCUUGCAUGAAUAAUGCAACACAAGAAUGUCAUAACAAAAUACUUUGUAAAAAUACAAACUGUUCUCUCUGUACCACUCUGUUGUUUUUGUUUGUUUUUUAAUACAGUGUAUCAAGUGAUAUAACAUUUGUGAAAAUAAAGAGAAUCAAGCUGAUGAAAA